CAAGAAAUACUGUUCCUCCGGCCGCUGCUUUCAUCACAUUGUUUCAACAAAAAUGAAUUCAAGCUAAGAUGAUGAAGCUGCAAUGGCUGGUUAAGCCACUUUGUCUUACCCUAACCAAAGGUUCUACCAUCGUCACCUCCCGCCUAUAUUCCUCUUCUCCGACAUCGACCACCAUCAAAAACGUCACUCGGUCGAACUUCGAACCAGUACUUAGCGACCUACGUUCCCUCAUCAAUGAUGCAGUCUUCGUCUCCAUCGACCUCGAAAUGACCGGUGUCACCAGUGCCCCAUGGAGAGAAUCCUUUGAGUUCGACCGCAGCGACAUCCGUUAUCUCAAAGUCAAGGACUCCGCCGAGAAGUUCGCCGUCGUACAAUUUGGUGUUUGUCCCUUCCGAUGGGACUCUUCCAAGGGUUCAUUCAUUGCUCACCCGCACAAUUUUUAUAUAUUCCCCCGUCAAGAAUCCAGUGAGUUUUUAUGCCAGACGACAUCGAUUGACUUCUUGGCGAAAUAUCAAUUUGAUUUCAAUAUCUGCAUCCAAGAAGGAAUAUCUUAUUUAUCCAGAGCUCAAGAGGAAGAAGCCUUGAGGCAUUUGCAUUCACUACAGGAUGAUGAUGAUGAUGAAUUUGCUGAGCCAAGAACUGGUGAUAAAGAUAAACCACUUACUAGAAUUGCUGAUAUUCUCUUCAGCGAGAGAAUAAAGGGCAGAGUUCAGGAGUGGCUGAAUAGAUUAUUGCAGAAUGGAAGUUACCACUCUAGCUCUAAAGAGAUAUUAAACGAAUCGGAUAAACAAUUUCAAACUGUUUUCUUCAAGAUGCGUCCUGCACUUCAGUUGAAUGAGUUCACUAGGCACCAGCUAAGAUUGAUUCAGUCGGUAACAGAGAAACAUUUCAAGGAACUUGUUUACAUUCGUAUGAAGAGUGGAAGAAUCUCUGCACAACAUUAUUUAAUUUAUACUGAAACCGACAGUGAUAGGAACCUGUUGAAGAAAGAAGUCAAGGAAGACAGUCACAAGGUUGCAGAAUUGAAUAUCGAAGGUGAUAUUGGAUUUCGACACAUUAUCGACAUACUUUGCUCAGAGAAGAAGUUAAUCGUUGGUCACAACUGCUUUCUUGAUAUUGCUCAUAUCCAUAGCAAAUUUUUGGGUCCUCUUCCUUCAACGGUUGAGGAAUAUGUCUCCUCCAUCCACAAAUGUUUUCCUUACAUCAUUGACACCAAAAUACUCUUGAAUGCAAAUGACGCAAUUCGACAAAAAAUGAAGAAUAAUAGCACUUCCCUGUCGAAAGCAUUUGCCUUGUUGUGCACAGAAAUUUCUCCCAAUAUUGAAGAAGUAGGUUUGGUUUUCAACCCAGAUGUUAAAGUGGAGGUCCAAGUGGAUGACAUGAGGUCAUCAAACUGGAAUUGUGGUGCCAAACAUGAAGCUGGAUAUGAUGCUUUCAUGACGGGUAGUGUCUUUGCUCAAGCAUGCAGUUAUCUGGGCUUCGAUUUCGAACUCAAUUCACCAUCUGGGAAUUUGAAACUCAAUGAGAAAUUAAAGAACUACAUCAAUCUUCUUUACCUGAGCUGGAUAAAUGGUGAAAUCAUCAAUCUGACUACAUGUCAGCAAAUAGCAGAGUCCUCACUUAAUCCCAACCAGAAACUCCCUUGUCCUGAGAUAGUUUUCGAAAAUAUAAUUAUAAUUUGGGGAUUGUCUAGUAAGGUUAAGGCGAGAGAUAUACAAGAGUGGAUAUCCAAAACAUUUGGUCCAUUAUCCGUGACAUCUGUCUAUCAAUUGGAUGAAACUGCGGUUUUUGUUCAGUUUAGUAAGGAGGAAUUUGUUUCGGGUUUUCUUGAAUUGAAGAAGACCUUGGCUUGGGAUAAGGGUCCAAUCUCGGUUUUGCAUCCUUUGUCGAGACUCUUUGAAAGUGGUGGGAUGGUUCGAACUGGUAACUAUGAGAUGUACAAAGAGAUGUGCGGAUCGAUAAUAUCCAAAGUUAAGUUUGCGGAUCAGGCUGAUUUUGUUGCCAUCAAGUAGAGGAUCGAGUUUAUGGCAAUGCAGUUAGAAAUUAAAGAAAAUUGGAAAAUGAUUACAUGAUAAUCUCAUUUUCUUAAUGUUGUAUUUUGAGAGCAAAUGUUAGGAGGCCUGACUGUACACAAAUUAGUAACUGCAAUUUAUUAUAUGAAAUUAUAUAAGAUUACAUCAAUCCUC
Molecule: messenger RNA, 2186 nt
Organism: Impatiens glandulifera
Lineage: Eukaryota; Viridiplantae; Streptophyta; Magnoliopsida; Ericales; Balsaminaceae
Product: poly(A)-specific ribonuclease PARN-like
Exons: 7
Coding region: 69-2012 (647 amino acids)
Cellular component (GO): cytoplasm
Molecular function (GO): 3'-5'-RNA exonuclease activity; RNA binding
Source: RefSeq, a predicted model, not a curated record